Limanda limanda (common dab) is the source of this 1897-nucleotide messenger RNA. RefSeq names its product sodium-dependent neutral amino acid transporter B(0)AT1-like. The record is from RefSeq and is a predicted model, not a curated record. Lineage: Eukaryota; Metazoa; Chordata; Actinopteri; Pleuronectiformes; Pleuronectidae. Gene Ontology annotation, cellular component: membrane. The transcript has 13 exons. The coding region runs from base 50 to 1897 and encodes 615 amino acids. Gene Ontology annotation, biological process: sodium ion transmembrane transport.
UACUGUACAGCGGCUGAAUCCCCUUGAAGCAGCGUUAUCAGGAGUCGCCAUGAGACUGGUUCUUCCUAACCCGGGACUGGAUCUGCGGAUCCCCAACUUUAAGGAUCUGGAGAGAAUGGAGGAGGAAGGCGCCAGUGACAGGCCCAAGUGGGACAACAAAGCUCAGUACAUCCUGACCUGCGUGGGCUUCUGCAUUGGGAUCGGCAACGUGUGGAGAUUUCCUUACUUGUGUCAAAGUCAUGGAGGGGGUGCCUUCCUGAUACCGUACCUCAUUCUGCUGGUGCUGGAGGGAAUGCCGCUCCUGCUGCUGGAGUUCGCCAUCGGCCAGCGUCUGAGGAAAGGCAGUGUGGGAGUGUGGAGGUCCAUCAGCCCUUAUCUGACUGGUAUUGGUGUCGCCUCCAUGCUGGUGUCCUUCUUGGUUGGACUGUACUACAACACUUUAAUAGCCUGGAUCCUAUGGUAUCUCUUCAAUUCCUUCCAAAGCCCGCUGCCUUGGACCCAGUGUCCUCUCAACGACAACAGGACAGAAUUUGUAUCCGAGUGUCAAGAGAGCUCCACUGUGGACUACUACUUUUAUCGAGUGACUCUGAACACUACAACCUCUAUCGAUGACUCAGGAGGAAUUCACUGGCCCAUGGUAGUCUGCCUGUUCGCUGCCUGGACGUUCAUCUGUAUCUGCUACAUACGGGGGAUCGGCACAUCAGGCAAGGCAGUGUACGUCACUGCCAUCCUGCCGUACAUAGUGCUGGCUAUCUUCCUGGUCCGUGGACUGACUCUCAAAGGAGCCCUGAGCGGAAUUAAGUUCCUCUUCACGCCAGACGUUAAUGAGCUGAUGAACCCGACGACAUGGCUGGAUGCAGGUGCCCAGGUCUUUUACGCCUUCAGUAUAGCGUGGGGAGGCCUCAUCUCCUUCUCAAGCUACAACCCUAUUCACAACAACUGCAUGCACGAUGCCGUGAUCCUGACAGUUAUAACUGGUGCGACCUCAAUCUACGCUGCCGCGGUCACCUACACCAUCAUCGGCUUCAGGGCCACUGAGAGAUACGACAACUGUAUCAGUAAAAACAUCAUGACAUUUUUAAACGUAUUCAAUCUUCCUGAGGACAACAUCACUGAAAGCAACUACGAGGCAUCGUUUCUUCACCUCAACAGCUCCUAUCCUGACGUUGUUCUUGGACUGGACAUCAAAACGUGUGACAUGCAGACGCUUCUCAGUGAGGGAGUGGAGGGAACAGGUCUGGCCUUUAUUGUGUUCACAGAGGCCAUCACCAAGAUGCCUGGUUCCCCCAUCUGGUCUGUCCUCUUUUUCGUCAUGCUCCUCUGCCUGGGGAUCUCAACCCUGUUUGGCAACAUUGAAGGAGUUGUGGUCCCCUUAAAGGACCUGCAUAUGCUUCCUCAAAAUUGGCCCCAAGAAGCCCUCACUGGAAUAACAUGUUUUGUCGCCUUCAUCAUCUCGCUCCUGUUUGCGCAGAAUUCAGGGUUUUACUGGGUAACGCUCUUCGACAAUUUUGCUGGAUCAGUUCCACUUCUGACUAUUGGAUUGUUUGAGUUGAUCGCUGUGGUUCACAUCUAUGGCAUAGACAGGUUCAAUGAGGACGUGGAGUUCAUGAUCGGACACAAGCCCGGCAUCUUCUGGCAGGUGUCAUGGAGGUUCAUAAGUCCUGUUAUCAUCCUGGUGAUCUUGGUUUUCUACCUGGUGAUCCAAGCUCAAGAGGAACUCACCUAUUUGGUCUGGGACCCAAAUUAUAAGGAGUUUCCAGCUCUGGAAUCAGUGCCGUAUCCUUCCUGGAUCAAUGCAGCCAUAUUUCUCUUGGCAGGAGUCCCCAGUCUGAUGGUGCCCGUGUAUGCAAUAUGCAGGUUGGUGUUUGUUCGUUGUAGAAAAAACACUGCUUCCUGA